AAGGAGGAUGUGCUUGGCCAAGCCGCUUUUCGCAAGUCACUAUUUUAACCCCCGCAAAAAGGAAAAAGUAUCCCAAGGAAAAAACCUUUAUGAGAUGUAAAAAACGGGACCCAGAUAUACUCGAAGAUACUUUAUAACAAAAAUCACCUAACAUUGUUUACUUGAUGAAUGAAUGCUUCAAGAAUCUCUCAUCAAGAAUUACUGCGUUUCACGGGUCCGGUUCGACUGCAUUCAUUUUUGGAGGAGCGGGCUAACCAAAUCUCAACCUGGAAAAUUGAUCAAUGUUCUGCAAUAUGUUGUUUUAAUCCGAAGAUUUCUCAUUCCAACAUCUAGGCUGCUGCACAACAUUCUACAAAUAAGUAAUGGGGCAUCCUCCGCUUGAGUUCAGCGACUGCUAUGGGGAUAGUCCGGAUUUUAGAGAAAGACUAAAAUGCUAUGAAUUAGAAUUGGAAAGAACAAGCAAAUUUCUCAAAGAUGUAAUCAAAGAUGGCAACAGUGUAAUCAAUGCAAUCAAGGGUUAUUCUGUGGCAGUUCAUAAGUUCUCCCAGACACUCAACGUGUUCCAGUUCGACUUCAUUGGUGAUUCCCUGACAGAUGACGAGAUUAAUAUUGCGGAGUCUUUCCAAGAGUUUGCUGGUCUCCUACAGGAAGUGGAGGAUGACCGGAUGAUGCUGGUUCAGAAUGCUUGUGAUCUGCUUAUCAAGCCACUGGAGAAGUUUCGCAAGGAGCAAAUAGGAGUGACAAAAGAAAGAAGGAAGAAGUUUGAGAAAGAGAGCGAAAAAUAUUACUCUCAGUUAGAUAAACAUCUGAAUUUGUCUGCUAAGAAGAAGGAAACUCAGCUGCAGGAGGCUGACGAGCUGCUGGACAAAGAGAGGCUGAACUUCUAUGAGUCGUCAGUGGAGUAUGUGUACCAGAUCCAGCAGGUGCAGGACCGAAAGAAGUUUGAUGUGGUGGAGCCUGUGCUGGCAUUUCUUCACAGUAUCCUAACACUCAACAACCUGACGGUGGAGAUGACUCAGGACUUCAUGCCCUAUAAGCAGGAGCUGCAGCUCAGCUUGCAGAAUACGCGGAACCACUUUGAGAGCACUCGUGAGGAGAUGGAGGAGCUGAUGAAGAGAAUGAAGCAUCCAACCCAGAUCGGCAAAAUGCACGGCCAGCCAACCAUUGAGGGCUACCUGUACUCUCAGGAGAAGUGGGCCUUGGGUGUGUCAUGGGUGAAGUACUACUGCAAGUAUCACAAAGACAGCAAGCUGUUUGUCAUGGUCCCUGCUGAACCAAAACCCGCAACCAAACAGGGCCCCACAGAGCUGAAGCUUAAAUCCUGCUUCCGCCGAAAGACCGAGUCCAUAGACAAGCGCUUCUGCUUUGAUAUCGAAACUUACGAGAGAAACAUACCUGUCACUCUCCAGGCUGUUUCAGAGGCCAACAGGAAGUUAUGGAUGGAGGCCAUGGAUGGAAAAGAGCCUAUUUAUCAUUCCCCAAUUCACAAACAAGCUGAAAUGGAAUUGAAUGAAGUUGGAUUCAAGUUUGUAAGAAAAUGCAUUAACUUCGUUGAAACUAAAGGACUCACACAAGAAGGAGUAUACAGAACUGUUGGCAGUAACAUCCAAGUGCAGAAGCUUUUAAAUGCUUUCUUUGACCAGAAAUGCCCAGGGGAUGUGGAUUUCCACAGCUGUGACUGGGACAUUAAAACCAUCACAAGUGCCAUGAAGUUUUAUCUCCGGAGUUUAACAGAGCCUCUGAUGACCUACGGUCUCAACAGGGACCUCAUCUUAGCAGCAAAAUCAGAUAGUCUAGAUGAUCGACUGGGUGCAAUCCACUCCCUGACAUACAAACUCCCAGAGAAGAAUCGAGAAAUGCUAAGCCUACUGAUCCAACACCUGGUGAAUGUCUGCAGCAACAGUGGAGACAACCUGAUGACUCCCUCCAACAUGGGUGUGAUCUUUGGCCCCACCCUGAUGAGGGCAGAGGAAGAGACUGUGGCAGCCAUGUUGGAUAUAAAGUUCCAGAACAUUGUUGUUGAGAUUCUAAUCGAGGACUACACCAAGAUCUUCUACACUGCGCCAGAGGAGAGUUCCACAGCCCCACCCAUGCCGCCUCCAAGGAUUACCCCAAGGAAACGGCAACCAAUCACCAUCUCCAAGCGCACGCCCCGCGUCUACCCAGCAGUUAAUUAUGGCCAGCUCCAGAACACUGAGAAUGAGCAGAAUGGUAGCAGACCAGAGGGGGUGGAUGUUGGUGGGGACACCCCAACGAGCCCCACACCUCUCCAGAGGACCAAACCCAUAACUGCCCCUCCACGGCUCCCUCGAGAACCUCCUCAGAGGCAGGCCCUCCUGCCCAGGCCAUCCAUCCGCCAGGACAGACACUCAGACUCUGACGUCGCCAAACUGGUUGCUAAGCUACCGGAUGGAGGUCAGAGGCCAGAUGCAACAGCCAAUGGAGAGACGGGAGUCACUGUGAACCGAGCGCAGUCCUUCCAAGGCAGAAGACCACCUCGAAGUGUUGCGGUCAUUCGAGAAGAAAGUGACGGUGUGAUCAAAACGAGGUCUCCGGCUGAGAAGCCUGCCAUCUGCAGACCUCCAACCAGACCCCCUGACCCCCCUAGCCGAUACCCUGCACCCCACAAGAGCCCCACUGCAACCCCCAGCGAGGACACCCCGGCGUCGUACGUUGCUUCCAAAGCCAAGUUUUUUGAGAAUGCUUCAAGGCAAUUUGGAAGCUCAUCGGUCUCACCUCCAGCAUCUACUUUGCUCAAUGUGAAAGAAGAGGUAUGAUGUCCUAUAAUUUCUUUCUCUCUCCCACCCCCUCCAUUUUGGGAACAGGCAGACAGAGGGAGGGUAAUGGUUUGAGUGAGAUGCUGCAGAGGUGAUUUAGAGGUAGUUGAGAUAAUAGCUUGGCUUCAUACGUGUACCUGAAACUGUAUUUCAGAUGCAUGUUAUUGUUUGAAAUUGGCCUUGCUCAGCUUUUAUGAACUUAUUUGGCCCAUAAAUCUUUGAAAUAGAUUUUACAAAAACGAUUUACUUUGGUUUUGAUUACAAAGUGCAAUCUUUAUUUUCCUUUAUAAUUUAAGUUGAUUAGUCUGUUACCAUGGCCUCUACUCCUGUGGAACUGCAGUGAGUAUCUGGACACACACUGUCCUGUUGUGGAAUGGAGGCAUGCUCUCAGAAUGACAGCACUUUUGUCCUGUCAGUGGAUAUCCUCCUGCUUGUUGUUAUAAGGGACCCAAUUAACAUGUUGUUUAACUUGUGAUAAAGGAGCUCCGGUCUAGAUAGGAUGCCUUUACAUGUCUCCGUCUGAUCCGCAUCUUUUAGCUUUUGGCAUCUGGAUCGAUAUUAUAUGGGAUCAACUCCAAUAUAAUGUGUUAACUAAAUUAAUCCUGGUCCAAGUGGCUAGUUCCAGUAUCCAGGAAUUUGACACACAAUAUUAUGACACGUUUCACAUUCAAUUUCAAACUGCUAAAAAAAAAGCUACUGUAGCUACCUGAUACCAUUUGGAAUUCACAUAUUCUAUAAUGUAGUACCCUAUUGUUCCAGGUUGACAUUAAAGCACCCCAAGUUGCUCAGCUGUAGCACAAUAUUAUUAACUAGCAUCUUAAAUCAAAACUGAUAACAAAAGGUGCAGGUCCUAAGAAAGUCUGAGUUGAGUUAUAUGCAUUGCUAUCUACUCCUGUUCAUGAUGCACUUUGAUGAAUGAAAACAGACCACGGAAAUUCUGAUGUGCUGAAUACCAUAAUACAUUUGGUUAAGCUUGAGGUUAGUCCUACUAUACCAACAAUGAUAAGUAACAAAUUAUCCACACUGUCACACUACAGAAUGCUGUGUCUUUGUUAGAUCUAGUUAGAUGUAUUUCAUCAUUCCCAUGUUCUUAAGAACCCUUAAAGCUGGAAUACGUAGCGGUGAAACUGCCACGUCCAACGAAGAUGUUACUUCAAACAUGUUUUAUUUAUUUUGUAGGACAUCAUUGCACAUCCUUGCACACGCGAUAGAACAGCAGAGUAUGUAAUACAAUUUAUUUUAAAAAUGUUCACCACAAUGCUGGAUGCUCCUCUGUCCUCUUCUUCAUAAACAAAACAUGUAACAAAUGCGCCUGGGGCGACCAGUGGCGCUGUUUCACCUAAUGCGGAGCUCAGCUUUAAGAACUCUUAACUAAAUUAUUUUAGAUUGUGGAAUCCAAAUAACCACUGGUUUAUUAGAAUGAUCAGCAGUUCAAAUGUUUGCAAUUGUUUUUGUUUUUUUUACCGUUUGUUGGUAUCUCUCUGUUUCCAUUUGGGUACUGUCAUUCAUACAACACUCCAAUAUUGUUUAUUUUGGUCCUACUUCGUAUGUAGUGUCACUAAGGCCAUCAUUUACAUGGUAAUUACAUUGGCAGCUACUGUACAUUGUACCUAGUGUGGGGCCAUAUUGCUACAUAGUACUAGCAACUGUUAUACCUGUUAGUGGCUUGCACCAUUGCAGAUAACCUCACAAUGGAGAAUACUGUGUAAUUUUAAGAAAGCAUUAUAUUGUGAAGGGAGGUUUAUGCAAAGCUAAUAUGUAUAGCAUUAAAAAAGUUUGUCUUCAAUGAUUUCUGUCUCAGAAUAUUUUGUGAAUGAUUGACAGCGCAGGUAAGAGCUCAUCAUUAGAAUUCCCAGAGGUUUUUGGCUCAUCUUAAAAUGUUGUCUUCACUCCCAUUUUGAUUUCUGUGAACAUUUGGACAAAGAAACAUUCCUUGUCUUGUCUCUCUUACCUGCUUGAUCCUGUCUGUCAACAAAAUAUUUAACAGCAACAGCUGUAUUGAUGUUUUUAUGUUGAUUGUAUAAAACAAAUAUGCUCUUCAAUGUCCUGUCUUAAACUAAUUGUCAGCUUUUAUUUUUCCAUUGUAUGCAUUGUGUAAGUGUUGUAUUGAUUUAUCAAGAAACAUGCCCCAUGUAUCAGCAUGAAAAGUAAAAUAAAUCAACUUUCCACUCUUUCUCAAAAACA
Salmo salar (Atlantic salmon) is the source of this 4961-nucleotide messenger RNA. It is a transcript of the gene ophn1, whose product is annotated as oligophrenin 1. Lineage: Eukaryota; Metazoa; Chordata; Actinopteri; Salmoniformes; Salmonidae. Gene Ontology annotation, biological process: signal transduction. The record is from RefSeq and is a predicted model, not a curated record. Gene Ontology annotation, molecular function: GTPase activator activity; protein binding. Gene Ontology annotation, cellular component: cytoplasm.